Molecule: messenger RNA, 2403 nt
Organism: Nerophis lumbriciformis (worm pipefish)
Lineage: Eukaryota; Metazoa; Chordata; Actinopteri; Syngnathiformes; Syngnathidae
Source: RefSeq, a predicted model, not a curated record
AUUGCAAAAGAUUCACCAACACAGAUGUCCAGAAUACUGUGGAAUUUUGCGAUGAAACAGACGACUUAAUAGCUGGCCACCAUGCUGUCCCAAAAUGUCCUCCACAAUCCGUGACGUCACGCGCUGACGUCAUCAUACCGAGAUGUUUUCAGCAGGAUAUGUCGCGCGAAAUUUAAAAUUGCACUUUAGUAAGCUAACCCGGCCGUAUUGGCAUGUGUUGCAAUGUUAAGAUUUCAUCAUUGAUAUAUAAACUAUCAGACUGCGUGGUCGGUAGUAGUGGCUUUCAGUAGGCCUUUAAGGAAAGAAAACAAAAGCAAAUACAGAUAGAGUAAUAAUACUAAAAAAAUGUGAAGAAAAAAAAAAUUAUUGUGAAGGAUAGUAAUAUAAAUAAUAAUAAAAAUGGCGCAACAAUGCAAAACACUUCCGGUAACAAUUGUCACGACCCGAUCUGCACCUGAUUAGUCCACGCAUGCGCGUAGACUACGUUGGGCAAAAAUCCAAAAGACCAAAAAUGGCGGACUUAGCGGCUGUGGCUUUCCGGAGAAAUGUUGACAUUUACGAUCUUUAUAGCUUUUUUUUAGAUUCAAAUAUAGCACCAACUAUGUCAAUAUUAGUCUUUUUUGAGUUUGGAGCCAUGGCGUGUUACCUGAAGUGAAGAUUGAAGACGUGAUAGAAGGUGGCGACGUCCGCUAAAAGAGAACAUGAAAGAGAAUCAACUUCCAGCAAAUCACCAACGGAGAUAAAGACGAAAGAUGAAGACGUCCAGCAGCUGAUUGGUCAUCCAGAAGAACUUCCCCCUCAGUCAGCAGGACGGAGCUCCACUUUGAAGCAGGAGACUCCACAGUCACCCCACAUUAAAGAGGAAGAGGAGGAACUCUGCAUCACUCAGGAGGGAGAGUGUCUUCUAGGACGAGAGGAAGCUGAUUACACCAAGUUUCCACUGACUGUUGUCUCUGUGAAGACUGAAGAUGAUGAAGAGAAACCACAACCAGACAACCUCUUAGCUCCACUAUCAGAUAGUGGAGCUGAAGAUGAGGUUGAAGUAACUUUGAGCUGUGAUACCAACUCUGAAGAUAAUAUGAGAACUCACACUUAUAACAAACAUUCUCAAAGCUCUGAAGAGAAGAGAGGUAACAAAUGUUUUAGCUGCAUAGUUUGUGCAAAAUUUGUUACUCACAGGAGCAAUUUGGCUAAACACAUGAGAACGCACACAGGAAAAAAAACAUUUAAUUGUUCAGUUUGCGCUAAAAGCUUUAAUAAAAAGUACAAUUUUACUCAACACAUGAGAACACACACAGGGGAAAAACCAUUUAAUUGUUCAGUUUGCGAUAAAAGCUUUACUCAAAAGAGCAGUUUGACUCUGCACAUGAGAACGCACACAGGAGAAAAACCAUUUAUUUGUUCAAUUUGUGGUAAAAGCUUUACUAUAAAAAAUAGUUUGACUGAACACAUGAGUACACACACAGGAGAAAACAAAUGUACUUGUUCAGUUUGUGGUAAAGGCUUUUCUCGUAAAUAUAAUUUGUCUCAGCACAUGAAAACACACACAGGAGAAAAAUAUUUUACUUGUUCUCUAUGUAGUAAAGGCUUUUCUCAAAAGGGCAGUUUGACCAUACAUAUAAGAACACACACUGGAGAAAAACUGUUUGAUUGCUCCGUUUGUAGUAAAAGCUUUCCCCGAAACAGCGAUUUGACUCGACACAUGAUUGCACACACAGGAGAGAAAGUGUUUGUUUGCUCAGUUUGUGGUAAAAGUUUUUCUCGAAACGGGGAUUUGACCCAACACAUGAGAACACACACUAGAGGAAAAACAUAUAAUUGCUCAGUUUGCGGUAAAAUCUUUUCUGAAAAGAACAGUUUGACCAUACACGUAAGAAGACACACAGGAGAGAAACUGUUUAAAUGCUCAGCUUGUUGUAAAAGCUUUCCUAAAAAGUGUCAUUUGAUUCGUCACAUGAGAACACACACAGGAGAAACACCAUUUAGUUGUUCAGUUUGCAGUAAAAGAUUCCGUUAUAAUACAGACGCAGUAAGACACAUGAGAACACACACAGUAGAAUGACUGUUUAGUUUGUGGUACUGUGGAACCUCGAUUUACCGACUCCUCUUUUUGUGACCUUUAUGGUUUAAGAACCUGUGCGAAUCAUGUCUCCACGUACGAACGCUUCAUUCCUUCAUUCAUUUUGCAUGCAGUUAGAAGCCAUCAGAGGCUGCCAUUUUGAUGACAUCACUUCCUGUAGAUGCGGGCACAACCAUUUUGAAGGCACAGUGCCCCCCAAGUCACAUCCUGUUUACAUCUGUACACACGGGCACGACCACGGCGAGCAGCACUUCUGACUUGUUUAUCUCCACAAUUGUUAUACUCAUGCAUGUAAAACAUUAAUUUUCCCGUCAAAAUAUCAC